UAUGGAAAGCAAUUAAAGUUUUCAUUGAUCCAAAUACAGUAAAAAAAGUGAAAUUAAUUCGUAAAGAAAAAAUUCAACGAACAUUCAAUGAAAUGUUUACCCCAGAUACAAUAACAUGGUUAUUAGAUGAAAUUAAAUUAAAUAAAAUCAAUAUCACAGAAAAUCAAUUGAGAUUUUGGGAAUCACCACAUUCAUAUGAAUUACAUGAUCCACGUGGUACACAUGAAUAUAUUCAACGUUGUAUAGAACCAUUAAAAUUAUUCAUUGAACAACAACAACAACAACGACAGCAACCACAGCAACCACAGCAACCAAAACAACAAUCUAAACAAAAAUCCAUUAUAUUAACAUAUGAUAAUUUAGGUUUAAAAACUCAUAUGCCACAUACAAAUAUUAUGGAUUGUUUAAAUAAAACAUUAAAACAAGUUAAAAUUCAAUCAUUCUAUAAUGGUAAAUAUAUUAAACCAAAUAAAGAAGAAUUACAAGCAUAUGGAGUUGAUAUCAAUGAUAAUCUAUCUGAAAUUAGUGGAGGAUCUGAAGAAUAAUAAUAAUAAUAAUGAUAAUGAUAAUAAUAAUGAAAUGAUUUAAAAUAUGCUCCUUUUCAUGAAUUGAUCUUCUUUUAUUAUUAAUCUUAAAACUCUAUUUUGAUCUUUCUAUUCUGUUCAUUUGACUUCAAUGAUCAUUGUUCAAUAUAAAGUUGUAUAUUGAACUCUUGUGUAAUAUUUUUUAUAAAAAAAUUUCUU
Messenger RNA from Schistosoma guineensis, 743 nucleotides. The record is from the annotation of a GenBank genome assembly. Lineage: Eukaryota; Metazoa; Platyhelminthes; Trematoda; Strigeidida; Schistosomatidae.